Bicyclus anynana (squinting bush brown) is the source of this 1431-nucleotide messenger RNA. RefSeq lists its product as uncharacterized. Gene Ontology annotation, molecular function: DNA binding. The transcript has 2 exons. NCBI's taxonomy places the organism in Eukaryota, Metazoa, Arthropoda, Insecta, Lepidoptera, Nymphalidae. The coding region runs from base 451 to 1407 and encodes 318 amino acids. The record is from RefSeq and is a predicted model, not a curated record. Gene Ontology annotation, biological process: regulation of transcription by RNA polymerase II. Gene Ontology annotation, cellular component: transcription regulator complex; nucleus.
GGUGACUGCGCGUGUGUGCUGGCGGAGGAAGACCUCUACCAUGUCCUGUGGGAAUGUGCUGAGUACGAGGACCUCCGGAGUGCAAUGUUACGGCCGGUUCACACAUGUCUCCGUUUUACUGUUCCGUUUAUCGUGUACGUUUUUUUUUCGUCGAUGGCGUAUGUAGUUGUAUGAGCGACUUCACACAUGGCACAGUAUUCUGUAUACAGUAAAAAAUAUCGUUCCGUAAAAAAAUGACAUUCCGUUUUGUCAUCGAAUACUGGACGCCGGAACAGUAAAAAUAUACGGAUACGUAGAAUUUUAACGGAUUGAUACUGUGUGCGUGGCGGGCGGUGUGUGCGGGGUGUAGGAGGGGGAGUGAUGCGAGUUGUUUGACUAUUUUCCAUUGUACAUUCCUAGAGAACGCGCGCGUCCAUUGUGUGUAAUAAUUAUUAUAAUCACUGAUCAACCAUGUCAACCAAGGAGUGGGAAAAGUUAAUAGACAAGGAAAUGUUAAUUAGUUUGGUGGAAGAUAGGCCAGUCCUUUGGGACAAGACGCUGGAUAAAUACAAAGACAAUACUGCAAGUAUUGCAGGUUGGCGAGAAAUAUGCAUUAUUCUAAUGGAGGAUUUUGAGGCUAUGGAACAAAGACAAAGACAAGAGUUCGGAAAACUUGUUAUGAAAAAGUGGAGACAGAUGAGAGAUGCCUGGGUGAGAACACUAAAAGAUAAAAAGAAUUGCAAGACGUCUGGUUCCGCUGUCUCAAACACGAAGCCCUACAAAUACCAUAAUCAGAUGCUGUUUUUGAAAAAAGUAGUUGCUGCUGGUGAAACGCACGAAAGCGUCUCUGCUAAACAAACUAAUGAACACAUCGAAGAUGACACCACGACAUCGAAUGAAUCUACAAACGAAGAUGACAGUGUUACUGCAAUGACACAACUUGACAAUGACAGUCAAAAGGACAAACAAAAUCUAGCCCCCCCGCCAAAACGCAGAGCACCAGCCAAAAGAAAUUUUAAUGAAAUUGAUGCCAAAAUGAUGUCCUACAUUGACUAUCAGAUAAAACCGAAGAAAAUUGAGCAGGAUGAUCGCAAUUUAUCGUUCUUCAAAGGUAUUUUGCCGUCCUUGGCUUUGCUUGAUGAUGACCAAACUUUGGAAUUCCAGUCAGGGGUGUUAAACCUAUUACAAAAUAUUAAACGUAGAAGAGUUGGCCAGUCAACUUAUGACUGGUCAGCCUAUACACAAACAUCUGGUGCUAGUCACUAUCAAUCCCAGGGCUAUUUUAGCAGACCACAGCCUACUGAUAGUGCACUAUCGCCAGUACAACCUGUAUACAGUGAUGCUAGCAGACCACAGUCUACUGAUAGUGCACUAUCGCCAUUACAAUCUGUAUACAGUGAUGCUACGUUAGAUCUGUCUGAGUUUUAAAAAUAAAAGUACGUACCUUAAAAA